AUGUCUUCUCGUCGACGGAGCACAAUUUCGAGCAUACUUCCAGCGGGCUUUCAACCAAGCCUACCAAGUGAAUUAGAACCACAAUCUGUCGGACCACUGGACGUGCUGGAAAUCGAUUUAGGACUUCAGAAAAUACCUGUAUCGCCAACUGAUACUCUGACCUUUAAAUGGAAGGAGGAUCCUCAUGUAGCGCUCGAUCUCGCUGAUGAGAACCGAAUCCACAAUAGAAAGAACGUGAUUCCAAUCCUUAUUGGUUUUGGGUUUGUCAUCUUCCUUUCCGCCCUUGACACGACGAUUGUAACAACAUGUUUGCCAGUGAUCGCAUCAGAGUUAGGGGACCUUUCAAAACUCUCGUGGGUUGGAACUAGUUUCUCUCUUACGAGUACUGCCACAGUACCCAUCAUCUCCAAGCUCUCUGAUUUCUUUGGUCGUAAAAAUACCUUAUUUGCCUCGAUACUCAUCUUCUUGGUGGGAUCGGCGCUCUGUGGUGCGGCCGUAAAUAUUGAUAUGCUGAUUAUCUUCCGGGCAGUGCAAGGAGUUGGUGCUGGUGGUCUGUUGAACCUUACACUCGUCUCUAUAUCAGAGAUAGUAUCCCAACGUGAAAGGGGCAAGUAUCAGGGGAUACUUAGUGCCUGCGUUGCAGUGUCUCUGCUCCUUGGACCAGUCAUCGGAGGUCUCUUUACCACUUAUAUCUCGUGGAGAUGGGCAUUCUACGUCAAUCUCGUUAUUGGAAUCAUUCCGGUCGCCAUUUUAUACCACUUCUUAAGACUUCCAGCACCUAAAGGCGCCACAAUGGAUAAACUUAAGAGGAUAGACUAUCUAGGUUCCAUCACGUUAUUCCUCUGCUGUGUCUGUUUUUUGCUCGCCGUGUCGUGGGGAGGCCACGAAUAUGCAUGGAUAUCAGGAGUAGUCCUUGGCUGUUUUGCUGCUAGUAUUGUGCUACUGGCUGUUUUCAUCUACAUUGAAGCCAAAGUCGCCCACGAGCCAAUCAUACCUCUCCAUCUCUUCUGGUAUAAGAACUAUGCCUGGAACUGUCUGGCAGGCUUUGCUUUUGGUUUUGUAUUUUAUGGUACUCAAUACGUCUUCCCCCAAUACUUUGAAAUCGCUCGUGGUCUAAACGCAACUGAUGCUGGAAUACGUUCAUUCGCAAUGGUUAUACCCUUCCUCUUUGUCUCAACAACGGUUGGUGUCCUAAUAACAGUCACUGGCCGUUACGUCGAGUUCUUCAAGGCUGGCUCUCUAGUUGCCAUCAUAGGUCUGUACUUGAUCAGUCGAUGGGAUUUAACGACCAGUAUUGGUGUACAGAUAGCUUUUUUCGUUAUAUUUGGAAUUGGUGCUGGCCCCGUCAACUCUCCACAAUCUCUCAUUGCACAAACAGCAGCCAAGGAAAACGAACUCUCGGUAGCAACGGCCUCUCAAAGUUUCCUUCGUACCAUCGGUGGAACGGUCGGAAUAGCCGUGUUAAAUGCCAUUAUGCAGUCGGUGUGGUAUUCGAAACUCACUGGAAUUUUGACUGAAAAUGGACAAGGGAACCUUGCAAGCACAUUAUUCGUCGAUGGAAGCUUCAACACGAAUGUAAUUAAUGGUCUGGAUCCACAGACGAAACAAUGGGUUCUUGAAGCUUUUGUGCUAGGAUUUGAAUAUGCAUUGUGGGUUGCUACUGGUGCCAUGGCAGUAUGUUUCUUAGCUUCAAUGUGUCUGAAACAUGUACCAUUACGCACUGAAGUCAAGUCAGCAGUCGCAGUAGUUCCGAAUGAUGAGGAACUUACGUUGAAGGAUAUGCCCGUUGACCCAAGGGCUACGCCUGUAUAG
Molecule: messenger RNA, 1812 nt
Organism: Synchytrium microbalum
Lineage: Eukaryota; Fungi; Chytridiomycota; Chytridiomycetes; Synchytriales; Synchytriaceae
Exons: 9
Coding region: 1-1812 (603 amino acids)
Biological process (GO): transmembrane transport
Cellular component (GO): membrane
Molecular function (GO): transmembrane transporter activity
Source: RefSeq, a predicted model, not a curated record